Molecule: messenger RNA, 6579 nt
Organism: Papilio machaon (common yellow swallowtail)
Lineage: Eukaryota; Metazoa; Arthropoda; Insecta; Lepidoptera; Papilionidae
Gene: Sbf
Product: myotubularin-related protein 5
Exons: 39
Coding region: 409-6261 (1950 amino acids)
Source: RefSeq, a predicted model, not a curated record
CUAAAGUCUGUGAUGACGAGGAACGACCUCUGUCUAUUUGUUAAGUUUUAUAAAGAUUAAUUCAACAUUUAUGCUAGAUUUUAUUCUAAUUGCAUGGUAUAAAUUAAAAGUAGUAAAAAUCUAGAAGUUACAUGAUGUAGUUGGACCCUUAAUAGCUAUAAAUGUUUGAGUUAUAACCUCUUGAUCUGGGCUAUCAUUUUAAUUCUUGUAAUUGUCGAUUGAAUUCGUUCGUUGGCGAUAAAAGAAAGUGUUUACAUUCCUUAGAGUGUAUCGUGUGUUAGUGAUGUGAGUUCGGAUCGUUGGCGAAACGGCCCGCUAAUAUGUGAGGAAAUAAAAUGUGUGUGAUUUGGUGUAAAAUUACAAAGAGUUUUUGUGGUGACCGUUGUUGGAUGCUGCCGUAGGAUUGCAAUGUCCAGACUCGUCGACUACUUCGUAAUUGUGGGCUUUGACCACGAAAAAGAAAGAGGCGGACAUAGUAACGGCGUCAUCCUCCAGCGAUUUCCUGAAACAAAUUGGGACGACACACCCUUUCACGAAGGCAUCGAAUGGUUCUGUCAGCCGCAAGGAUGGUCGCUGUCAACGGAGCGGUCGGAGCCGCGCUUCUACGUGUCGGUGUUGACGGACGUGGACGCCAACAGGCACUACUGCGCCUGCCUUUGCUUCAACGAGACCGUUGCUAUCACGCCCACCAAGCCCGCAGACGAGGACGAAGAAUCCUUAGAGUCGAGCCGACCAGUCGCCAAUAUCACCCACCAUAGCAUCAUGUACGCGCCUAAGUGUCUCGUUAUUGUAUCCAGACAGGAUUACAUCGAUACUUUUCGGAACUGCCUGGGUAUAAUCUACACUGUGUGGGUGGAGAACCUGGGCGUGCCGCUGGAGACGCUGGUGGGCAACCUGGUAGGUUGCGUGCUGGUGCCAGGCGCGGGCGGGCCGCAGGUUCGCUUCAGUAUCGGCGCCGGCGACAGGCAGGCGCUGCAGCCGCCCGCCGCGCCGCCUAUGCCCGUUACUCACACUGCUGUACACAUGCUGCUGCGCCUGCUAGGUAUCCACAACUCGGUAACGCUAUGGUGUGCGGUGAUGAGCGAGCACAAGGUCCUGCUGGUGUCGCUAGCUGCCGCUCGGCUAUCUGCCGCGUGUCGAGCUCUCGCAGCGUUGAUGUUCCCGUUCCGCUACGCCCACGUGUACAUACCACUGCUGCCUGCGGGUCUAGCGGAGGUGUUGGCGACGCCGACACCCUUCCUUAUAGGUGUGCAUUCCAGUCUCAAGGAGGAGGUGUCAGAAUUGUUGGACGUGAUAGUAGCAGACUUAGACGUGGGUUCGUUGCACAUACCCGCGGGUGUGAACAUUCCGCGGCCCGAGGGCAAGUUGCUGGGCUCGCUGCAGGAGGCCCUGGCGCUGGUGUUGCAGCCCGAGCUGCGCUCCGCGGACUCGGCCUUCGCCCCACCACCGCCCGCGGCAUCGCCCCCGCACAUGCUGGAUAAGGAGAUACGAGCCGUGUUUAUGAGGACUUUGGCUAAACUACUGCAAGGAUAUAGGCACUGCUUGACUAUAAUCCGCAUCCAUCCAUCCCCGGUGCUGACAUUCCACAAGGCAGGGUUCCUGGGCAGUCGCGGGCUGGCCUCCUGCCCCUUCGCAGUACGUCUGCUCGACUCCAUGUUCUUCAACGGCCUGGUGGCGGAGCGCGGACCCCCCUGGAGACCCACCGACAUAUUUGAUGAGCUCGUACAGAACUUACCGGAGCAACUGCGACUAGAAUCUCUGAAUCCUGACACCGAGCUGCAACACAUACAGGACUUAGCCAUGCAGUUACAUCUCAACGAGAAUCCCAAUCCACAGGUGGUAUCACAGACGUACCAGCAGCGCGUGCUGCGGCCGCCUGCUGGAGCUGAGGCUCGCAUCCACCAGCCGCCGCUGCCCGCACUGGACCCGCACCGCGUGCAUGACGUCAUCCGCGAUGUCUCACAGCGUAACGCCAACAAUGCCAAAUUGACAGCAUUAAGGCCGCCACAAGCUCGGAUAGUGCCGCCCGCAGCGCCCCCCACUGGUGGUGAGGAGCCUGGACAACUACUGCUGACCAACUCAGCGAGAAGACUUGAAGUGUUACGUGCGUGUGUGGCGGCCAUCUUUGAGGGGCGGUACGCGGACGCGCGCAAGUCUUUCCCCGCAGUACUGCGUGCAUUGCGCGCGUCUGCAGCACGCUCAGCACUGGUACGAGACCUCGCUGCACGUCUGCCCACCAACAAACAUCUGCUGCAGCAUCAUCAGUUCGAACUACUCGUCAGACUUAUGAACUGCGCGCUGCAGUCGGCGACUGCACUGGACGAGCACUCUAUAGCUGCAGCGAUGUUGCCACUCGCCACAGCCUACUGCCGCAAGCUGUGUACCGGUGUCAUACAGUACGCCUACAUGUGUAUACAGGAGCAUCAAGUAUGGACAAGUCAACAAUUUUGGGAGGCGGCUUUCUAUCAAGAUGUUCAAAGAGACAUAAAAGCCCUCUACCUACCUAGUCCUACACAUCAUCAAAGGGUGCCGAGUCCAAGAGAUGACGAAGAAUACAUAUCAUUGUUAAAAGCACAAGAACCAAGUGCUUUAGAGAUAGCAGCGGAACAGAUGAGAUUAUGGCCAACAUUAUCACCAGAGAAACAACGUGAAUUAAUAGCGAGUGAAGAGUCGACAUUGUACAGUCAGGCGAUACAUUACGCGAACAGAAUGGUGUACUUGUUGCUGCCGCUAGAGGGCGCCGGCAGACGAGCUGACACACGAGGAGAUGACGCAGACAGAGCCAGUAAUAGUAUUACUAAUAGUGUCGCGGAGUCGGACAGCGCGGACGCGGAGUCGGGCUUUGAGGAAGCGGACCCCGGGGAGGCGGGCAAUAAUGUUAUCAAAAUGGUCUCACGAUUUGUAGAUAAGGUGUGUACUGAGGGUGGGGUGACAGCGGAUCAUGUGCGGUGCCUGCACCAGAUGAUCCCCGGUGUGGUACACAUGCAUCUUGAGACGCUGGACGCAGUCGCCAGAGAGAGCAGACGACUGCCGCCUGUCCAAAAGGCGCGUAUCGUGGCACCUAGCAUGGUGCCGGGUGAGGCGGGUGCGGCACCAGCACUGCGAGCUGUGCUGGUUGCUGAUGGACGUGAGUCACCACUGCUGCCGGCAGAGGGCGCACUCUUCCUCACAAACUACAGGCUCGUCUUCAAAGGCACGCCCAUUGAUCCUUUCGCGUGCGAGCAGACAGUAGUGCGUUCGUUCCCGCUGUGUGCGCUGACGAGGGAGAAGGCGGUGCGCGCUCACGGGCCCCAGCUGGAGCCACUGUCUGACGGUCUGCAGCUCAGGGCAGCCACAUUCCAGCUUAUUAAGGUGGUACUGGAUGAGGAGGUGAGCGGGGAGCAGGCGGAGGCGUUCCGUAAACAGGUGGCGCGGCUGCGACACCCCGCAUCCGCCGUGCUGCACUUUGCACUCGCGCCGCGACCUGCGCCACCACCACCACUACACGCCGCCAAGCACCACACCCUAAAAGGUUUCGCGAAGAAGACACUAUUAAAGACAGCUCGUCGUGCAGGAUUAAAACCGAAGCCGUCAAAGCGCCAGAAGUACGUACUGCCGUCAGCAGACGCGCGCUCGCUGACGUCACCGCCCCUCAUGUCCUCGCUGUCCGCGGACACGCUGUCGUUGGAGGAGCUUGAGUUGGGUGGUACGGACAGCGCGGAGCCGCCAGCAGCGCGCACGUUGGAGCGCGUGCGCGAGCGCAUAUACGCACGCGACUGGGCGCGUCUCGGCCUCGCCAGCGCACCCUUCCGGCUAACACAUGCUAACGCCAUCUAUACACUAUGUAGAAGUUACCCGUGUGUGGUGGCAGUGCCGGCGGCGGUGAGUGACGAGUCUCUGCGUCGUGCAGCGCGCUGUUACCGUCAGGGUCGUCUGCCUGCGCUCACAUGGCGUCACCCGCGUACACACGCGCUACUAGCCAGGUCGAGUGCUUCCCAUCAUAAAGGUGUGAUGGGUAUGCUGAAAGGGUCCAGUCAUCAGACUCCUGGCACCACGCAGAGUGGUACAGAACCCACCUCAAGCUUGGAGCAGGAGCGGUACCUGUCGGCGCUGAUCGCGUGCACACCGGCGGGGCGCGGCGAGCUGGAGGCUGCCUCACUCAGCCUGGAGUCCCUGCUGCUGCCGGAGGAUCACCACACACCACUCCUCGCCAAAGCCACCGGCACGCUCGGGGUGUUGGGGCGUAACAGUGGCGGUAAGGGAGGUGCUGCUGGAGGCCGGCACUUCGGUCGCUGGGGCUCGCUGAAGGACCGCCGUCAGCCUUCACACCUCGAGCUCUACGUACCCAAGCAGCGUCUCUCCACUGCUGAUCUCGAUUCCGUUUGUGGAGAGAGUAGUGGGGGUGGGGGCGGAGCUCGACGUGCGGCGCUGUACGUACUGACAGACAAGGGUGGGGCGGGGGGCGUGUCCGGGGGUGGGGCGGAGGCGCCCGCGGUGCAGGCUGUGCCAGUAGAGUACCCUGACGCACGCGCCACCAAACACGCCUUCAAGAAACUGCUGCGUGCUGCCGCGCCCUCAGCACCCCCACAACAUGACCACCCCGGCUUUCUACGAUUGGUGGAGGAGUCAGGGUGGUUGUGGCAGCUGCGGCAGCUGUUCCAGCUGUCGGGCGCCGUGGUGGACCUGCUGGAUCUGCAGGGCUCCUCCGUGCUGCUAUCGCUCGAAGAUGGCUGGGACGUCACCUCACAGAUAUCGUCGUUGGCGCAGAUCUGUCUAGAGCCUUACUACCGCACGUUGGAGGGCUUCAGGAUUCUAGUGGAGAAGGAGUGGUUGGCCAUGGGGCACAAGUUCCAGCAGCGCUCCAACCUCGCCGCCGCCCCCCAACAGGGCUUCACGCCCACAUUUCUCAUGUUCCUGGACGCUGUGCAUCAGUUAUUGAAGCAGUUCCCUUUGGCGUUCGAGUUCAACGACUACUAUUUGCGGUUCGUGGCAUACCACAGUGUGUCAUGUCGCUUCCGCACCUUCCUGUUUGACAGCGAGGCGCAGCGCGCGGAGCUCGGCCUCGCGCACGCUGAUGACCGCAGAGCUGAUGCCACACGACUGGGUGUGGAGACGGGGGCUGGUGCGGGUGAGGAGGAGUGUGGAGGACGCGCGGCGACACAUGGCGUGUCACUGUUCGACUUUGUGGAGCGCGUCCAUCAGCGUACACCACUCUUCUACAACUUCCUCUACACGCCGGACUUUGAUAAUCCGGUGCUCCGUCCUGUGUCUGCCAUCAACUGCCUAGAGGUAUGGGAGUACUACGUGAGUGAGGAGCUGUCUCACGGCGCGCCCUACGACCUGGACCUGGUGCCGGGCGGCGAGGCGGAGCCCCGGGCGCCGCGCCGCGUCGUCACCGCGGGCUACGACAGCGUGUCGCGCUGCAUGCCGGACGCCUUCAGCGGACUGCUGGAGCGCGUGCGACAGCUGGAGCUCGAGCUCGGACAUCUGCCGCAGAAGUGGAGAGUGCGCUGGGACCAGCUCGAGCUACCUAAUACUCUAGAAUUACAGCGGAAUGCGUCGAUGUGCAGCAGUGUGGUGCGUCGUGCGACGGCGGCAGCUCACCGGCGUGGUACGCUGGAGGUGCUGGUGCGCGGGCUGGCGGCGGCGCCCCCGCACGCCCAGCACGCCCCGCACGCAGCGCCCGCACACCGCUGGGCCCCCGCCGCACACGCAGCACCCGCCCGCUGCGACCACUGCGGUGAUCUACUAUGGGGACCACUAGAGACUGGUGUGCGUUGUGUGGACUGCGGCGCGGCGUGUCACGAGCGAUGUGCGGAGACGUUCGCGUUACCGUGCACCAAGUACAAGGCGCCGCCUCCAGACCGCGAUCGCGAUCUGCGCACCAACGUCGCCAACAGUGUGGCGACGCUGCAGUCGUCAUCACAGCAGUACUACGAGCAGUUCUCCUCCAACGUGGCAGAAGAUCGCACACACGAGGGUCAUCUCUACAAGCGAGGUGCACUACUCAAGGGAUGGAAACAACGUUGGUUCGUGUUAGACUCCAUUAAGCAUCAGUUGAGAUACUACGACGCGAUGGAAGACUCUCAUUGCAAAGGAUUUAUUGAUUUGGCGGAGGUGAUAACAGUAACGCAGGCGGCGCCGGCUCCAGGACCGCCCAAGAAAUGUGAUGAUAGAUCCUUCUUUGAUUUACGGACAAGUCGACGGACGUACAAUUUCUGUGCGAGCGAUGCUAAUGCUGCUCAGGAGUGGAUAGAGAAGCUGCAAGCUUGUUUGCAGUGAGAUUAUACAAGAUUGUAAAUAUAUUUGUGUAAAACUUUAUACAUAUUGCAUUUGCAGUGUAUUUUAUGUUAUAAAUACAUUUAAAUUUGUGUUAUAUCGAAUUAAAGUGGAUUUCCACUGCAGCUACAUAUUUAUUGACAGUCAUUGUUCAUGUUCUUAUUAAAAAAACGACAUCAUGACAGACAUAAGUCAAUAUAAAUGUCACUUCAGUGGAAAAACUAUAGAUUUUGUUUCUCAUAUGUUCAUUUUAUGAGAUAUUAAAAAAAAGCUUUAGUCGAACUUGAAUAAGCGAGAGUCUUUAUAUCUCACUUACAGAGG